Molecule: messenger RNA, 1428 nt
Organism: Alternaria alternata
Lineage: Eukaryota; Fungi; Ascomycota; Dothideomycetes; Pleosporales; Pleosporaceae
Product: cytochrome P450
Exons: 5
Coding region: 1-1428 (475 amino acids)
Molecular function (GO): oxidoreductase activity, acting on paired donors, with incorporation or reduction of molecular oxygen; iron ion binding; heme binding
Source: RefSeq, a predicted model, not a curated record
AUGGAGUUCAGUGCGACUGUCUCUGAACCUGUCUCAUAUCUUGCUUACCCAUUUUCUCUCCCUUCGAUUGCAACCGCGGUGUUCAGUUGCUUUUUGUGUUUUUUCUACUUAUACUUCUUUGGUAGAGGGCUUAGUACAAACGCGACUUGGUAUGCGCUUACUGAAGAUGCACUGUCGAAUCACUCAAAGGCGAGGGAACAAUGGAUGACAGAUGCUCAGGAGCUGUUGUACGGAGGACUCAAAAAGAUCAAGGGCGCUAUCAUAGUCACUUCCCCCAUUGGGCCGACAAUCUUCUUGCCAAAUUCGUUUGCAGGUGAGAUUCGCAACAUGAAAGAACUCAGCUUUAGUCGAUCUAUUGUGAAAAAUGCUUUGGCUCGCGAACCAGGAUUGAACCCGAUUCUGGCGAUUGACUAUCAUGGAGUCAUGCAAGAGGUUGCCCGGCUCGACCUUACUCGCUCUCUGGACAUCUCCGAUUGGAAGACUGUGGAUCUGAAGCCUCUUAUUCACCGCCUUGUUGCCCGCAUCUCCAGCCGCGUCUUCCUCGGUCCUGAACUCUCCAACAACGAAGAAUGGUUGAACAUUGCCUUGUCGUACGUUACCCAAGCAAGCAUGGUGACGCGGAAGCUUCGUGGCUUGCAUCCACUAUUACGACCCCUAGCGCGGUGGUGGUUUCCCGAACUAGGCGUAUGUAGAGAGCAGGUUGACAAAGCGCGGAAAAUUAUCACUCCACUCGUGCAGGAUCGUCUACAGAGAAAGGCCAACGGGCAAAUCACCGAGAAGACUGCUGAUAUGUUAAGUUGGCUGGACGACAAGGCAAAGGCGAAGGGUGUGAAGAUUGAUUUCGCAGAGUUUCAACUCUUGCUCGUGGUGGCGGCAGUACACACGACUACGGAGACAAUCGCAAUGUUCAUGGCUGAUCUGAUUGAGAACAAAGAGGCAAUUUCACAGCUCAGGAAGGAGAUUAUUUCGACGUUCUCGACUUCUGGUUGGAAAAAGACAUCGUUGGCUUCAAUGACGUUGCUUGACAGCGCGAUGAAGGAAUCACAGCGGUUGAAUCCUAUCACGGAUCGUUACAGACUGGCUGUGGAGCACCGCCUUCGAGAUCCAACCCUGUGGUCCGAUGUCAACAAAUUCCAACCGGACCGUUUCCUCAAGUUACGCGAUACUGAUCGAAGCAAGUGGAACUUCGUCACUGGUUCGCCCGAGCACCUCGGAUUUGGCUACGGGAAACAAUCAUGCCCGGGACGGUUCUUUGCUAGUAACGAGAUCAAAGUCAUCGUCAUACACAUGCUUCUCAAGUAUGAUUGGGAGUUUACGGAUCAAGGAAGAUUACCAAACGGGUUAUCUGGGACAGACCGCUACAUGGACCCGAGGCAAAAAGUCAUGCUAAAGAGUAGGAAAGAGGAAAUCAACCUGGGUUUACCUUAA